Pungitius pungitius (ninespine stickleback) is the source of this 256-nucleotide messenger RNA. It is a transcript of the gene ost4, whose product is annotated as oligosaccharyltransferase complex subunit 4 (non-catalytic). The transcript is spliced from 2 exons. Gene Ontology annotation, cellular component: oligosaccharyltransferase complex. The coding region runs from base 2 to 115 and encodes 37 amino acids. The record is from RefSeq and is a predicted model, not a curated record. NCBI's taxonomy places the organism in Eukaryota, Metazoa, Chordata, Actinopteri, Perciformes, Gasterosteidae.
AAUGGUGACGGACGUGCAGCUGGCCAUCUUUGCCAACAUGCUUGGCGUGUCGUUGUUCCUGCUGGUCGUGUUGUAUCACUAUGUUGCCGUGAAUAACCCCAAGAAGCAGGAGUAGAGUGCCCGGUGGGGCCGACAGGUGAGAUGAGACUCAAUGCCACCUCCAAGGAGACAACAUUCCCAACUUCCAAGCCCAAGACAUGAAUUUCUUUCUACGGUUGCAGUCGUGUUUUUUCUAAUUAAAGAUGUGUGAAUCCGA